Molecule: messenger RNA, 2350 nt
Organism: Physella acuta
Lineage: Eukaryota; Metazoa; Mollusca; Gastropoda; Physidae
Molecular function (GO): GTP binding
Source: RefSeq, a predicted model, not a curated record
GAACAGUUGUAUUUCCAUCAUCUUGUCCACGAACAACAUUUAAAGUGAUAUUAAUGAGAACAUCCAUUUAAAUUUCAAAAAUUCGAUCGGCCAGAGGUUUACAUGAAUUGUGUAUACUAGUAUGCGGUGGGUUGAAAUGACAUCAUUUUAAACUGUAAAAGCUCUCUUACUUUGCAACAUGUAUAGACAGAUACGAUGAUUUGAAGGGAGGUGAUUUUGAUCAAAAUGGGAAGAACCUUUUAGCCAUGUUAAUGAAGAGGAAUGUGAAUAUAUUGCUUUGAGAAGAUAUAUCCUGUUGUGUUUACGAGAAGGGUUCUUCAAAAAUGGAACCAGACAAUUUAAGUCCAAAUGGACUUCAUAUUCCUUACAACACAGGCGGAUAUCCAAUGGGACCAAUAAGACCACCUCCUUAUGGUUGCAUUGCAGGAUAUAACAGUCCUUAUAACACAGUCGGAUAUCCAUCUUCCAUGAGACCUUGUAUAAACCCACCUGCUUUUGGGCGUCCUUAUUGCUGUACAUUUGACAAUGUUAAUCCAGGCCCACGUCCCUACAUGCCACCUGGCAUGAAUCCUGUUGGAAGUCCUAAUGGUGGCGGCAUGUUUUACACUCCAUGUGAUACAUCGCCUAAUCUGUGUUUUGAGACAUUUAAAAAGCCUACGUUGAGACCAACUGGGAAACAUGGUGACUAUGGAAGCUGUGUAUCGGAGGAUCGUGGAAAGAACACUUCAAUGGACCGGCAUCUCGACGAAAGCUCUUCCUCAUCAACUAAGAGUUCAUUCACGGACCUCUCGGAUGGCUGCAGGAUAAAUACUAGCAGACCACAUUCUGUAAGGCACGAAGAAAAGUUGAGGAAAAGUAUGAAUAUACAAACUAGGAUCGACCUGCUCUUGAUUGGAAAAACCGGGAAUGGCAAAAGUGCGACUGGAAAUUCCAUUGCAGGAAAACGAAAGUUUGCGAGCGAGUCCAGUACAUCUUCUGUGACGAAAGAGUUCGACGCCGAUAUCACAGAACACAAGGGUCGUCAGAUUAAGGUCGUGGAUGGUCUGGCAUUUUGUGACACAAGGCUGGAUAAUGAACGGUCAGUUGAGCAGUUGAAUGAUGAAGCAAAAUUGGCUCUGGCAGCCAAUCCUGAAGGCUAUCAUGCUUUUCUUUUCGUCCUGAAAUACGGCAAUAGGUUUACACGUGACGAACAGGAGUCGGUUGUGUUGUUAAAGAAAAUAUUUGGAGAUGAUUUUGUUAGUAAAUUUUGUAUUUUAAUCUUGACAUGCGGAGAUGUUUUUCAUCAAGAUCAGGAGGAAACAGAUUCAGUAGGAUUGGCCUUCUCGGAGUGGUGCCAAAAACAAGAUGGCGCCUUUAAGGAUUUGCUCGAGGAGUGUUGCAAUAGGGUGGUCUUGUUUGAUAAUAAAACCAAAAACAAGAAAAAGAAAAAAGAACAAGUUGACACAUUAGUCAAAAUGGUUGAUGAGUUGAGAUUUCGCGAUCGACGUUAUACGGAAGCUCGCUAUGAAAAGGCUCAGAAAAUCAAAGAUAAUGUGGCAGCCAAACCAAAGGUGCUCACGAUAAACGGCGAGACCACGGUCAAAGAAGAACGUCCAGUUGUUGACCAGCCGCAAGUCUCACAUGAGACAGUAGACUUAGUCACACUUGACAAGAUGUUGAGUCAAACCAAUACUGUCCAGGUCAUUCUUGCCAAGCUGGAAGAAUUCUCAGGAGGUUUUCGAGACCUGACUCAAACCUUGGAAACUCGACAAAAAAAGGUUUCUAAUGAAAACGAUUUCUCUCGCAUAUGUAUUGAAGAAACACAACAAAGUCGACAACAGGAAGAAGAAAUGAAACAGGUAUUCGAUAAAGAGCUGAAAAAUCAAAGGGAGGAUUUUGAAAAUCAGAUUGACGACUUAAAACGCCAUGAGCAGCAGAGGAGGGAAAUAGAACGCAAUCAUCAGAAGAGAUUUGAAGAUCUGGUGCAACAGAGGCGAGACAAGGAGCGCGGACCUCAAACGAUUCCCAGAGCAAUGGAACAGGCUGGACAAGCACAAGGAGGGGGAACUUUUGACCUCAAAAAUAUUCUUUCGGAAAGCCUGAAACUGGUACAGGAAGGACUGAAGCAGGUUGAGAAUGCAUAGACAAACUUAAGGCAGCAACUGUCUUAAGUUCAGGUGACUUGAGUCAACAACUGUCUUAAGUUCAGGUGAGAAUUCCAGUGUCGCCUCAACCUUUUGUCAGUUAUGAGCUCUGUAAAUAAAAGUUCCGUUACUUUAUAAACGUUUUGGCACCAUAAAGCUGGUGGUGUUUAGGCGGCGGAGUUUUUCUUCUCUUAUUUUAAUUAAAAUAAAGUUACAGCGCUGGCUGU